ACCACUUGCUCAAAGCCACUCCAGUCGUCAUUUGUGCGCAUCGUCCACCAUCGGAUAACCUUUGCAGCGAUGGCCUCGUCUUCCAGCGCAACGGGAACGCCGUCGAACACGCUGCUUCUCCGACGGCAGCUUACUGAACUCAUGAAGCAUCCUGUAGAAGGCUUCUCGGCAGGACUUGUUGAUGAGAAUAACUUGUACGAGUGGGAGGUUAUGAUCAUCGGGCCACCGGACACGCUCUAUGAGGGUGGUUUCUUCAGGGCGCGGCUAUCGUUUCCUCCGGAGUUCCCCAUUCAACCGCCCACGAUGAGAUUUAUUACCCCAAUGUGGCAUCCGAAUAUCUAUGCGGAUGGGAAGGUUUGCAUUUCGAUCUUACACCCGCCUGGUGAGGACCAGUAUGGUUAUGAAGACUCUGGAGAGCGAUGGCUUCCUGUGCAUACUGUGGAAUCAAUCCUACUCAGCGUUAUAUCAUUGCUGUCGUCGGACAAGCCUAACCUAGACAGUCCGGCCAAUGUGGACGCGGCCAAGGAAGUGCGAGAGGAUUUCGCGACAUACAAGAAGAAGGUCCGACAUCUCGUGCGCAUGAGUGCAGAGGCGACGUUUGACUGAGACGCUCUCCGGGUUCUCUGUCUUUCCAUCGUUUUUCGGUUCUCCGUCGUCUGCACUGGUCAUCACUUGUUGAAUAUCUUCUCACCCUUACGAAUUUGAUCACGAGUUUCUGCGUCUGUAUCACUGUAGCUCUAUCAUUACUAGCGGUUUCCUCCUAUUGCUGGGACAUCUCCCGGUUGACUCUAGCUACGUCUCGGCUGUGCGUAAUGGUGGUGCAGAAUUUCGCAUAUUGGAGUAGGCUUGAGGCUAGUCUCUAUUCGUUGAAGCAGUAUUGCGG
Molecule: messenger RNA, 883 nt
Organism: Gloeophyllum trabeum ATCC 11539
Lineage: Eukaryota; Fungi; Basidiomycota; Agaricomycetes; Gloeophyllales; Gloeophyllaceae
Product: ubiquitin-conjugating enzyme
Exons: 8
Coding region: 70-606 (178 amino acids)
Biological process (GO): protein polyubiquitination; proteasome-mediated ubiquitin-dependent protein catabolic process
Molecular function (GO): ubiquitin conjugating enzyme activity
Source: RefSeq, a predicted model, not a curated record